AUGAGCGGCCUGGAAAAUAUCAUCGAGGAGAAGCUUGGCCGCUGGCGGCAGCAGGGCGAGGCGGCCGAGUACUACGCGCUCCGCAACCGCGGGCCUUACAAGCCGACGGUGUCUCACGAGCUCAACCGCUUCGGCGGGCAGAUGGGGCCGUAUGUGGAUGCGCUGCUGGACCUGCAAACGGUGGAGUACAUCAACGCGUCUCCCAUUGACAACCUCGGCGAGGAGGCGCCCGCCUUCAUAGCGACGAUGUGCCCAAAGCGCUCGACGUUCGAGCACUUUUGGAUGAUGGUGUGGGAGACGGGAGCGCGAGUCAUCGUCAACCUGACGCACGAGCGCGACAAGGUGGGCUCGGCGCCGGCGGACAAGCGCGAGCGCUACUGGCCGCCCUUCGACGAGGUGAUGGAGCGCGAGUCGCGCGGGUGGGCGGUGCAGGUGCGCACGCUCGGCCACGAGAGCUGCGAGUCGGUGGCGGGGCUGCUGCGGUACGCCGUCGAGCUGCGUGGCUCCGCCUCUGGCGGGCCGCCGCCGUCCCGCGGCGAGCGCACGCGCGUGGUGGUGCUCUACUGGUACUCGCGCUGGCGCGUGACCCUCCCCGCUGCCGCCGCGCGCGCCGCGCGCUCCGCGCUCCCACUGGCGCACCGGCACCGGAACCGGCUCGACUUUCCCGCCUCGUCGUCGAUUGGCACCCGCCCCUUCUAUGCCAACGCGGAGAAUGUGCUGCACCUGGCGGUGCACCUGCAGCAGCUGCUCGCGCGCGGCGAGCCCCACUGGUGCGUCUGCCACUGCUCGGCCGGCGUCGGGAGGACGGGCACGCUCAUCGCGCUCCUCCGAGUCCUGCAGCGGCUGCCGGCGUUGCAGAGCGAGGCGCAGCUCGACGGCUUCGUGCGCACGACCAUCGAGCGGAUGCGCGAGAGGCGUCUCUGGAUGGUCAAGACGGACGUGGAGUACGCGCUGCUCUACGCCGCCACACUGCUCUGGCUCCGCCGCUCCCGCGACAAGGAGUUUGAGCUGAGUUGGCAAGGCGACGGCGGCGACGACUGGGGCGCGACCGCCUUGGCGAUCAGCGAGGCGUUGGGGCCGGCAGCCUCCCAUCUCCAGGAGGUGCGGGAGAGUGGGCGGAAACGGGGCUCCUCCGCGACUGGUCCCCACGAGGGCUCCGGGGAGGAGAGUGGUGGCGAUAACGCGAUUGACAAUGCGAGGGACGUGCAGAGAUACCGGGAUGCAUCACUGCCUGCGCCCUGA
This is a messenger RNA of Emiliania huxleyi CCMP1516, 1242 nucleotides long. RefSeq lists its product as hypothetical. Gene Ontology annotation, molecular function: protein tyrosine phosphatase activity. Lineage: Eukaryota; Haptophyta; Isochrysidales; Noelaerhabdaceae. The coding region runs from base 1 to 1242 and encodes 413 amino acids. Gene Ontology annotation, biological process: protein dephosphorylation. The record is from RefSeq and is a predicted model, not a curated record. The transcript is spliced from 7 exons.